Molecule: messenger RNA, 983 nt
Organism: Polistes canadensis
Lineage: Eukaryota; Metazoa; Arthropoda; Insecta; Hymenoptera; Vespidae
Gene: crok
Exons: 3
Coding region: 74-532 (152 amino acids)
Biological process (GO): sleep; positive regulation of voltage-gated potassium channel activity; regulation of synaptic transmission, cholinergic
Source: RefSeq, a predicted model, not a curated record
UAGUUGAAGGCGUGUACAUUAGGGCGUCAGUUUCGUGAUUGUUUUGUGUGAAUGUUUUAUUAUUUAAUUCGGAAUGACUUCGAUAAAUCUAAUUCGCUUGACUGCAGUGCUAGUUAUUCUAAUUUGUUGCAUCGAACAAGGUUAUUCCAUAAAAUGUUGGGUGUGCAGGUCUGAUUCUGAUCCAAAAUGUGCAGAUCCUUUUGAUAAUUCAACAGUGCCAAUCACAGAUUGUAAGCAAGAACCAGAUUUGGAACAUCUGAAGGGUGUACGACCUACCAUGUGUCGUAAAAUACGUCAAAAAGUCCACGGUGAAUGGAGAUACUUUCGCAGUUGCGCUUACAUGGGUGAGCCAGGAAUAGCAGGAGAUGAACGCUUUUGUCUAAUGAGAACUGGAACUUAUAACAUAUUUCUGGAAUAUUGUACUUGCAAUAGUAAGGAUGGGUGUAACUCAGCGCCUAAGGAUCAUGGGAGUUUACUACUGCUAUUACUUACUACGGUAAUUCCAUUAGGUUACGUACUUCAUUUCUUUUAAGAAUCGUUGCCAAAGUUAACGAAGGAGAUCUGAAUCAUUAAAUAGCUUAAUAAUAUUCUACGAGUGCCUUUGUACCAUAAACAUAAGAAAAGAAGUAAUUAGUACUUAUGGACAACGGUGAUGAAUCUUUGUAUAAAAAAAAAUUCACAAAGAGUUAGCGUAGCAUAUCUUCUCAUAACUCUUUCGUAUGCACAAUUCUUUUUUAUAAAUAUUUUAUACCAAAAAGAUAUAUUUGUUUUUACAUAUGCAGUAAUUUUUUUACUAGUAUUAAAAACUGUACUCGUAAAACUAGUUUUCCAUGUCAGUAUGGUUAGUACAAAUGACAGUUCUAACAAGCUUAGCAUUAGCCUGAUUUGAAAAUCAGAGUAAUUUUUAAUUUAGAUUGUUAAUUACAUGUAGACAGAUGUAAUUAACUGUAGUAAUAUUGGAAAGUUUGUAUGAAAGAUUUUGU